Messenger RNA from Cylicocyclus nassatus, 222 nucleotides. NCBI's taxonomy places the organism in Eukaryota, Metazoa, Nematoda, Chromadorea, Rhabditida, Strongylidae. The record is from the annotation of a GenBank genome assembly.
AUGUCUCUUUACGCAAUACUGCUGCUUCUCGUUUCCACAGUCCUCAUAGCUGCAGAGGAUAUGCCGUUGAUACGUAGCAAAAGAUGCUCUUGCAUGGGAGGCGGAGGUUUUGGAUACGGCGGAUAUGGCGGAUACGGUGGUUACGGAUCCGGAGGAUAUGGAGGAUUUCAAGGCGCUUAUUUCGGCGGUCCUUACGGCGGUUACCCAGGAUUUGGCUUCUAG